Penaeus indicus is the source of this 3104-nucleotide messenger RNA. It is a transcript of the gene Dbp73D, whose product is annotated as ATP-dependent RNA helicase DDX51-like. Gene Ontology annotation, molecular function: nucleic acid binding; ATP binding. The coding region runs from base 124 to 2778 and encodes 884 amino acids. The transcript has 9 exons. The record is from RefSeq and is a predicted model, not a curated record. Lineage: Eukaryota; Metazoa; Arthropoda; Malacostraca; Decapoda; Penaeidae. Gene Ontology annotation, cellular component: nucleus.
AAAAAGAGAAGAAGAGGAAGAAGAAACCUGCAGACAAAAUGGAGAGAUUGGGGGAUUUACUUUGGUGGGAGAAGUUUUCAUCUACAACCAAAGCAAAGAAAGAAGAACUAAGAAUACUUUACAAUGCAUCAGACUGACUAUCCUAAUUCAACACGAUACUGGGGCACAGUAGCUUGUGAAGAUUCUCUUGGUAAUGAUGCAAGUCCUGCAGAACCAAACAAUCAAGCUUCAGUUCUCCUUGCUCGACUUAAUGAACGGGCCAGACUGAGAAAGGCUGGGAAACUUAUUUCGGAAAUUGGAUUAACUGAGGGUGAAGGUAAUUGUGUGAAACAAAAUGAGAAUCACUCUGAGGAGAGUCAUAAGAAAAGCCCUACAAAAAAGAAAAACAAAAGCAAAACAAAAGGUCAAACAGAUCAGAAUGAUGUCAGUCUUACAGCAGUUACUGAUGCAGAAGAAACCUGCAUAAAUGGUGAAGAAAGUGGUGAAGAUUCAUCCCUCAAAAAGAAGAAGAAGAAGAAGAAACAUUCAAAAGAUGUGGAGGAGGAUAUUGGGGAUAAAACACAAAUGAAUGAAGAAGUGGAGUUUAAUGCAGAUUGCCCUCAAAAAAAAGGGAAGAAGCACAAGCUCAGAACUGAAAGUAUAAACCUUGAAGCUGAUCCUCUUGAAGGUAACAGAUACAUUGAUACUAAUAACAAAAAAUCAUUUAAGCAAUCAAGUAAAAGACAAGCUGACAGCAAUACUGCUGCUUUAGGUGAGAAUAGUACAAAAGAAAGUGUGGACCCACUGAUUGACAGCAGUUUUGGAGCAUUGUCUGAAAAAGAAAAAAAAUGCAAGAGAAAAAAAACAGAAUCUGAGGAUGAUUACCAGCUUGAAGCAGGAGAUAUCGAACCAAGCACACUGUUGUCAGAAAAUAAUAAAAAGAAGAGGAAAGUCAAUGAAUGCAGUACAAAUUCUUUGAUUCAUAACAAUAAUGCAAGUGAAGAAAAUACAGAAAAUCUGACCAUGGAAAAUGGAGUUGUAAACAGUGAUGCUGAUGCUUCUCAAAAUGAAGAGGAUUUUGAGCCACCUGAUGCAAGCAAAUUGCAAACAAAACAUGAGGAAAAGAGGAGGCUGAAGAAGGAUAAGAAAAAAGAGAAGAAGAGGAAGAAGAAACACGCAAGACAAAAUGGAGAGAUUGGGGGAUUUACUUUGGUGGGAGAAGUUUCAUCUACAACCAAAGCAAAGGUUGAACGAGUAUUGCCACUUUGGAUGUCUAACCCAGUAAGGUUUGGAAGAGAUAUUCAAGGAGAAAAAGUUCCUUUGGAGUCGAUACCUGGUAUUGAUACUUCUCUCAAAAAAGUUCUUAAGAAGCGAGAAAUUGAGCAUUUCUUUCCUGUCCAGACAUGUGUUAUUCCAGAACUUUUAACCAGUGUUAGUUCUAUAUCAACAAGGUUUCGACCAAGGGACAUAUGUGUGUCUGCUCCCACUGGGAGUGGAAAGACAUUGUGUUAUGUUCUUCCUAUCAUACAAGCCUUGAGCAAUAGAAAUGUUCGAAGAAUACGAGCUCUGGUGCUUCUACCUGUCCAGGAAUUGGCAAUGCAAGUGUAUAAAGUCUUCCAGACAUAUGCUGUUAUAAAGCAGCUAAAGAUUGGGUUAGUAAGUGGUAUAAAGUUUUUCAAAGAAGAACAGCAGGCUUUGGUCCGUCAUGACUAUGCAGGCUACCAUUCACUGAUUGAUAUUCUGGUUGCUACCCCAGGAAGACUGUCUGAUCACCUGAGCUUCACCAAAGGCUUUGAUCUUUCACAUCUGAGGUACUUAGUUCUGGAUGAAGCUGACCACAUGCUAGCAACCAGUGGAGGGGAAUGGAUUAACCGGAUUGAACAGAGUAUUAAGGACCAAAAUGUAGAGAAUGGGACAAUAGGUCUUCAGGCAAUGGGAGCAGUUAAUUUUCCUAAACCUUCACUCCAUCGACUCCUGUUUUCUGCAACCUUGACAAACAAUCCAGAACAAUUAAAGCAUGUCCCACUUUAUAGGCCUAAACUUUUCACAACUUGUGAUAGUGCUCCUACCAUUUCAGUUGUGAAGAGUUCUGAAGUGACAAAGUACACUAGGCCAGCAGAACUGACUGAAGAAUUCACUGUUGUUGAAGAGUCUGUAAAGCCACUUAUCAUUCAUCACUUGAUACAAUCUAGAGGGUGGAGUAAGGUCCUGAUAUUCACUAAUUCUCUUGAAACAACACAUAAGCUGACAGUUCUGCUCAGUUUAAUUGCAAAGGAUAUGAAUGUCAAGGAAAUUUCCAAGUUCAUUAAUAAGAAGAAAAGAAAGUUUAUUGUUGCAAACUUUUUGUCUGGAGACAUAGACAUCCUUGUUGCCAGUGAUGUUAUGGCUCGUGGAUUGGAUAUACCUAAUGUUGACAAUGUAGUCAGCUAUGAUGUCACAUCCAACACUACAUACAUUCAUCGUAUUGGAAGAACUGCAAGAGCUGGAAGACCAGGAACAGCUGUUUCACUUGUUACUCUAGACAAGAUGCGCGACUUUAAAGGUAUACUCAGAAAUGGUGGACAGAAUGCAAAAGAAUUUACAGUCCCUACCAAUGAUUUGGAGCCUUAUGAGGAAAUGUAUGUUGAAGCUUUAGCAAAGAUGAAGGAUAUCCUACAUGAAGAAGGGCAGAAGAAGCAAGGAAAUACUGAGAGGGAGAAUGCACACAAGCAUAGACACUUUAUUGAAAGGAAAAACAUACAAGGAAACAAAGAUUUUUCUUCCAAGAAACCGAAUCAUGAUCAAAAUGAUAGGUACUAGUGGUGUAUGCAUAUGGUCUGAGAACACCUUUGGGCAUAUGUGCCUUCAAAUAUUGUUGGGAUGACAUACAAAAUUACGUGCUAACUAUAUCACCUUGAUUUUCUGAAAGAAUUGUAAUAAUUUUUUAUUGCUAUUAUUUAUAUUAUAUAAUAAUCAAUAUUAACCCACCUUCACCAGAAAUAUGUAGUGUUCACUCUAGUAUUGUUUUGCAAGAUGUUCUGCACAUAGAUGGCUCCACAAUUGCUUGUUCACAAAGGAGUCAACUAGUAGAUUAAGUGACAUCACCUGAUUUCGCCUGUCCUUGAGUUUGCAUGAUAUAUAUAUAU